Fomitiporia mediterranea MF3/22 is the source of this 231-nucleotide messenger RNA. RefSeq lists its product as uncharacterized. Lineage: Eukaryota; Fungi; Basidiomycota; Agaricomycetes; Hymenochaetales; Hymenochaetaceae. Bases 1 to 231 code for a protein of 76 amino acids. The transcript is spliced from 2 exons. The record is from RefSeq and is a predicted model, not a curated record.
AUGACUGCCUCCAAACCUGGUACUCAUCCCGUGCAUACAUCCUCACCUACAAGUACAUCGUGCACUGUAGCUUCGUCUGCUGCUCUCGCGACCUCAGCACCUGGCCAGUCCGAUCAGCCUAGGGUGUCAUGGCGGACCACGUCUUUUGUCAAUGCCAGGUCUAUCUUCGAAUCCGUAACAGCAGCGAUUUCCGCGGGUAGUAACGCAUAUUUGUAUACGUACUGGCUAUAA